AUGGAUUCGCCCUCAGACCCUCACCGACAGCCGUCGUCGCCCCCCUCUCCCCGUUUAUCCGAGGGGCGGCAUGCACCACGGUCACGUAGUGGAUGCUGGACCUGCCGGACCAAAAAGGUCAAAUGCGACGAGGGAAGGCCACGGUGCCGGCGAUGUCUCCGGCUGAAGCUUCUCUGCGAUUAUACGCCACGGCGGAAGGCAUUUAAGAUCGGACGGCAGAUCGUCCAGUCACAGCGCCGGCGCCCUGCUGCAGGCACCGCCGGUCCCGACACCGCGCCCCAAACAUCGCCCACAAGUGAUUGGUUUCAGUCAUUGUUGCGGCAAGACGCAGCAAGAUCCAUCUCGACCUUUUGCAUGCCGGUGCCCGCGAUGAGCACUUCCUCGGUGGCACUCACCGCCAGCGACCAUGAGGCCAUCCGCUAUUUCCGGACGACUUUUGCCAAGCUCCACCACACCAAGAAUCCGGACUAUUCCCUUUAUUCCCUCAUGUUCAGAGUCGCCGAGAUAAAUCCGGUCGUGAUGCACAUGGUGCUGGCGGUGGGAGGGCGAGAGAUGGAGUUUCAGAGGAAUCUACAGAGCGGGCAUGAACUCGGGCUCGGCGCCGGUUCUCCUCUCUGGCAUUACGCCCACGCCCUUAAGCUGAUGGCCGACGUCAUCGGGAAUGACAGUUCUCACCAGUUCAAUUUCGACUCGACCUACACCGCAUUGUACCUCAUGCUGUUCUACGAGCAAAAGUACGGCGACGACAAGUGCGCUGGACUGGUGCACCACCUCAACGGCGCCGCGCAGAUCCUCCGGCUACAAUACAGCGACAAGAUCAGACGUUUCCCCCCCGUUGCUCGAGCACAUCAACCAUGGACUCUCCCCUCCCGUGCCCAUGGACUGGCACCACACGAUCACCUGUCACUUUAUGCUGCCCGACUCUUAAUGUGGAUGGUUAACUUUGACACGUCGGCGGCCGGCUCUGGAUUGGAUAGUCAACUACAUGCCACCCUAUACGAGCUCAUGAGCACAACCGCCGUGGACGGCCAGGCUGGUCACUACAGUCAGGCUUUGGAGACAUUCGAGCAGUUGCACCAUUACUCCAGCCCACUCUACCGGAUCGUAUGGGGCGAUGAGUACCCCCAAACCGAAUUACUGGAUGAUGUUGAAAAUCGAAACGUGUUCUUCUUAGAGGGUGCCUGUGUACAACUGCGAUUGAUGGUAGCCCAGCUGGCGAGACUCGAGGACGGAAAGACCGAGGCGGCGACCCGGUGGGCCUCCGACGUUGAACGUUCGAUCGAGAGCACUCGCAAUAAAUUUUGCGAUGUGAUUGACGUGGCGGCGGGGCUUUCUGUGGCCACAGACAACUCGCAUCGGCUCGUUGCCAAUCUCCGCCGGGUUGUGCCACUGUUUUACGCCGUGGUUCUCUAUUUCCUCCGCGUCCGCUCGGGUCUCACCCACUCUCUGACCUCGCAACCGGUCGACUCGUUACGCCAUAUCAUGAAUCUGGCAUUCCAGGCACACAAAUACGACGGCGAGAAGGCCAUGGUGCGCAUUGCGUGGCCAUUGUUCAUAGUGGCAUUGGAGACGAAUGACCACCUCCACCGGGAGUGGGUCCUCAGCCGAUUCCAUGCCCUCCGUCCCUUUGGCCUCAAUUUCCAACGAGCGUAUCAGUUCUUGGUUCAUCUGGUUGAUCUGCAAAGCACGUCGGGGGAACGUGUGGAUGUGCGGGGUAUCUUCGCGUCUCGUGAUUUUGGCUUGUUUGUUCUCUAG
Aspergillus pseudotamarii is the source of this 1755-nucleotide messenger RNA. Its product is annotated as Zn(II)2Cys6 transcription factor. The transcript has a single exon. Bases 1 to 1755 code for a protein of 584 amino acids. Gene Ontology annotation, molecular function: zinc ion binding; transcription cis-regulatory region binding; DNA-binding transcription factor activity, RNA polymerase II-specific. NCBI's taxonomy places the organism in Eukaryota, Fungi, Ascomycota, Eurotiomycetes, Eurotiales, Aspergillaceae. Gene Ontology annotation, cellular component: nucleus. The record is from RefSeq and is a predicted model, not a curated record. Gene Ontology annotation, biological process: positive regulation of transcription by RNA polymerase II.